Messenger RNA from Athalia rosae (coleseed sawfly), 5451 nucleotides. RefSeq lists its product as uncharacterized. Lineage: Eukaryota; Metazoa; Arthropoda; Insecta; Hymenoptera; Athaliidae. The transcript has 12 exons. The record is from RefSeq and is a predicted model, not a curated record. The coding region runs from base 266 to 4723 and encodes 1485 amino acids.
GCGCGCGCGCACGGCCACCGGAGGGCCCCGCGAUGUAGCGACCAGUUGCGGCAAACGCGUGGUCGGUCUCGACGCUGGCACCAGUGUUCGUCCGUUUAUUCGCAUCGCCCCGAUGAAAGAAUCAAACGGACGCAGGUAGGCGGAGGAAUAAGACGCGACGGACCGGAAGCGACAGAAGCCGAGGAGAACCACCGUCGAACGAUCGAGCGUCGCGACAUCAUUGUAUCAUCGUAUUGGGGAGACGUGCAGUUGGACCAUCGAAGCCAUGAGUUACGCGGGAAAUCCAGACUCUGCGGCGACAGGAUUCUGUCCCGCACCACCUCCGCCUCCGCCGCCUCAACCAGUUCCUGGACAGACGCCGGCCCUAAGGAUCAGUACUGCGGAGACGCCGAGGCCACGGAGACCGCAGAACAACAACGACCCUUACGAGCCACCGGCCGCUAUACAAAAUGCGAUGAUGACCAAAGACAAGAAACCGUUCACUUACACCCCGGGUAUGGGUGGAAAGCUGGAUCUCUCUCAAAUCAGGAGUCCGCGGAUGGCACGUCGCGUUGCGAAAAACGCCAAUGACGAGGGAAUCGAAGGCCCACCGAAAUCCGCCCACGAGCCAAAGCCAACCAGCUCCUUAGCUGCCCCGAAUCUCUACGUUCAACCCCAGGUCGCGGUUCCGGUGUUUCCCGUCAAUAUGCCCGCCACGCCGUCCGCCAACAGGGCCCACGGCGUCCACGUGAAUCGCACACCGUCAACGGCGGGCAACAGUCAACCUGCGGAGACGGUGCGGGUCGGUGGUAAUGCUCGAGGCGAGGGAAAAACUACGCCGGUUAUGACCCCUUUGUCGCCUCAGAGUCCGACCACUCCGCCAGUGGUCACCCUAGCCAAGGCCCCCACCCCGUGGCUCCAGAACAAGCCCAAGCAGCAGGACGAUCUUCCGGAGUGGGCGAAGAAGUCUAACAACAACAAGCCGAUCGACGCCGCGUCGGAAGUCACGGCGUCCGUAACGCCGGGGAUUUAUCAUCAACCUCAGCCGAUUUACACGCAGAACCAGACCCGACAACAGGAUCGUGUUAUACCCGUUCGCAUCGAGGACAGGCCUUCGGUAUUCACGGUGAAAAACGAAAGCGCGGGUCACCAUCAGUUCAAAACGGCGCCAAAUCAGCAACAGAGAUGGGGUGGUCAGCCCCAGCAACAGACUCAACAGUAUCAGAACCAAGCACAGCACCAGCAACAACCCGGAGGUGCUCGCAUUAUUCCCAUUAUGCUCGAGGACAACGGACACCCCCAAGGGCGCACGAUUCCCGUCGACGUUCAGGGAUCCAGAGUGGUCGUCCAGAGGGGUCCUACCGGGGCGGUUAAUCAGCCGGAGCCCGGACCCGUUCAAUCCAGAUCGUUCAGGGUGCUCCAGAAGAUAACCGACACCGAUUCCGAUAACGACGUAGACGGCAAUUCGGAGCAGAUCCGUAAACUCCAGCUCACCGAGGACGACAGAGCCCUCAUGAACAAAUUCAAGGAGCAAGUGGACGGUGAGAAUUAUCUACAUCAAGAGGAAGAUCCUCGAUAUCGUGGUGCUGCGAUCCCGUCUCGCGCAUUCCGUUUACUACAGAAUAUGACAGAUUCCGGAGAAGUUUCGACGACUUCAAACGCGCAGCGUCCCACGACCGCGAUCAAUAAGAAGCAGAACAGGAAUUCAAAGUCUUUCGAAGAAGCUCAGGCCAACCUGCCGCCCAGCGAGCAACAGGUCCAGGAGCCGAGGAAGUACAUGGGCGGUGCGAUCCCGUCGAGGUCCUUCAGAAUGUUACAGGCCAUGACGUCCCCCGAUAAUAUCGCUCCGCAAGAAAAUCGCCAACAAGAUUUCAUCUCUCGAACAGAGAAUAACGUUACGGGCAAUCAGCAAUCGGGUGUUUAUUUCCCAAACUGUCCCUCUCCCUAUUGGAGCCCCGAGGGAGGCUGGUGGGGCUACUACCCCCUCGGGUACGCACCGCCGCCGCCGCCGCCCAAUUCCCAACCCCUCGGCGUUGCGCACAAUCCCUACGCUUAUUGCGACUACGCCGACGGGAACCCUUACGCUUACUACGCGAUGUACGACCAAAGUUACCACCAUCAGAAUUACGCCCUGAGCUACCCCCCGCAAGUCGAGGGGCGAGGGGAGGCUCCGACGAACGGCGAAUGUAGCCGAGAUCGUUGUCCGGAUGGUCAGCGAGAAGCGAUCGCGCCUAGUUACGCGAUCCACGACUGCCCUCGUAUACCGCCGGCGUACGCCGCGCCGACCAAAAAUUCUCCGCAAAGGACGCAGGAGGGUCCGCGGAACCCCCAGGAGGAACGGAACGUUGCUCUCGAUUCGGACAACGGAGGAAACGAUAGGAGCGACGUCGACAACGUCCGUGUCUCGACGCCGAAGACGAUCGACUACCUGACCGUCCCUAAAUGUGUUAAGAAAAACCGAGCCCGGGUCGGCGAUGGGCGGAAUUCCAACGAUCCGAGCGUCGACGUGGAGUCGACGGGCGAGAUCACGUUAGAGAAUCGAAAGAACAAAGUAUACGAAAUGACGCGGGGUAACGCCGCCCGCGGCGAGGACUCUGCGGUGCGCACGAUCGCCACGGACUCCGAUUCGGACACCGAUUCCGACUCGGAUUCGGAUUCGUCCGAAUCCGACAGCGAGAGCGACAAGAGCGAAUCGGAAUCCAGCGACGAUUCCUCAUCGUCGAACUCCGACAGCGAGUCCGGAUCCGAGUACGUCGCGUAUACGAACGUUCCGAAGUUAGCCGCGUCGUCGACGAGGCCGGAGGAACCCGCAGCUACGCCUAUCUGCAUUCUAUCCGUUGACAAGGAAUGCGUUAACUCUUUGUCGACAGCGACGAUUUCGGAAGACGGAUGCGAACACUCGUCGAGAUUGUCGUCGGACAAGCUCACGUGCAGCGAGUGCGACUCGGAUGCCGACGACGAGUACCAAAUCGAGUCGUUGAACAACGACUGCAUACUGCCGCACCAGCUGAGCGUCAUAUACGAGGACGCCGAGCAAACGGAGACGGAAAGCGAUUCGCGAAAGUUCGAGUACUUGAAGGGAAAGGGAACGACGAAGGAAGGCAUGGAUAGUUCGGGAGAGUCGCCGGACGACGGUGACGAUACCACCGUCAGCGUUAGUUUGCCGCUGAGAUUCAGAUUCUCGGUUUCAGAGAACAACGAGGACGUUACCACGGUCAUCGUAGGGGACAGCACGGUCAGAUCGGCCAAGAAAUCGAACGGCGACGACGAAGUUUCGAGGUCCCGUUGCGAACCCGACAACAGCAACGACGUUCACGUCAACUUCAGGAUAAGAAAGAACAACAACACGUCCGUCGAUUUCACGCUAAAGAAGCAGAAGGGAUCACUCGAAGAGUCCUUCGACACGGAAUUCACAUUGACGAAUGACGACGCGAAGGAGAGCAGGCUAGAAAACGCGGAGACCAGACUGAGUUCAGGGGAAAUGAACGGCGGUACCGACGAAAAUGCGAAUUUGAAUAUCGGAGCGAUCGAAGAGGAGGAGGAGGUAGUGGUGGAAGGCUCGGAUCGCGACAGAAAAAUCGAAGCGGAGUUAACGAUCCACACGAAACGGACGGACGUGAUCAGACAUAUUUGGAAAAAGGAGCUCGACCUGGAAACUGAAACGGAUCUGGAGACGACUGUGAACAGCGAGGAGGCGAGGGAGGACACGGAAACCGCUUACUCGGUAAGAAACGAUACGACCAACUCGAACGACAGCGGAUACGACGCCGAGUAUGACGUGACCACCUCCAAGUCGGCGGUCGAGGGUGAGAUGCACAGGGAAGUCGUAGAGCAGAAGAGCCUCAAGAUAAAGGAAUCGGACUCGGUGCGUACCGAAUUCGCCAUCAAGAAAACGAAGAGAGUCGACGACGACGACCCGAAAAAAGAAGAGGAUAUCGUCGAGGAAGCGGAGGGCGAAAAAACCGAAACCAACAAGCAGGCCAAGCGGCUGCUGACCGUCCAGAAUUUGAGGGACGAGACCGACGACGAGGACAGCGGCGUGACAUCCGACAUGAGCCGAAUGAUAUCCGAGGUGGACACGGACUCCGAAUGCGCGAGUGUCAAGAGAAUGAACAAGUACCAGAGGACGCAGACCCACUCCAGGUUAUUCAAACUCCUGAACGACGACGCGGUAUUGGCGGAAGUGGACCCGACGGACGAACACCUGUACUCUCCCGGGAGACGGGAGCACCUGAGCUUGCCCCUGUUGAAGGCGAACGUCUUCAACUACGACGAGAAUUGCCACUCGAAUUAUUCGAGCGGCAUCACCUCACCGGAUUACUCGCCUCUGUGCGAGCACUCGUGGCGGAGGAUACACGAGGGUAGGUCCUUCGAGUCGGAGAACAGCAGCUCGGUGACGACGCCGAACGAGUGCGCCGACCUCGGCGAUACCCUCGGCUACGGGAUAUUUGCGCACGCCGAGAAACCCGCACCCAAUGACGACCCCUACUUCCAGACUUGGAAGACCGCGACGUCGCCGGUACAGUUCGAUUACGACAUCCUGCCUUCGAUCGCCUUCAAGAAACUGAAGAAGCUCGAGAACGGCGUCACUGGCCACUCGAAGGGGCGCAGGACGCACGUUCUAUGCCCGAGGAUAAAGAGCUCGAAAAACGUGCCGCAGGCACUCCAGUCGCCUCACAAGGCGAUAGCUUCGUCCAUUCCUUUCAUGUCCAAAAAAUCCUCAUUGAAAAACGGCCACUGCUGAUGGCCCGAGGCUGAGUGAAGUUAGGCCUAUGCAUCCGACCCACUGAAGAGCGUUCCAAGUUUUGUCUAGUUUCGCAGGGCUGGGCUACGAUGCCCAGAAGGUCCAGACCAAACUGAUUACUGAACCGGUGGAGAUAAUUUAUUCUAAAUGUGACUAUCGCGCUAUAUUGCCAGUGUGUUUUUAAUCGGUUGUCAUUGCUAUUCAUUUUUUUUUUCAUUUUCUAAGAAAUGAUACGCAAUUAUUUACAAUAAUCUGCCUAAAAUUUUACAGCGUGUUGCAACACUUAUUUGUAACCGUCUCUUUUUUGAUAAUCUCUCAUAAGGUGCAUAGCGGCAACAACGACGAGAUCAAAUAAGUUACUACCAUAUUUCAAUACCAUAAACCAUGCGGGUGAUAUACAUAAGUGGUGUAUCGAAAAUUGGAUGAAUCGCUUUUCGAGUACGCGAGAAAUUCUCUCAUCUCUUUGGUGACAUAUUUUUACAUAAUAUUUAAUCGGAUAAGCCAUUGCGGUUUUUAUUCAUUCACGGGUGUGUCGACAACUGACAGCGUUCGUUUACUUGUCAACAUGGCAUUUCAAGGAUAUAACACAUCUUUGAAAAAGAAAACACAAAAAAAAGCACAAAAAAAAAAGUACCGCUCGUCUAUGUUACAGUACACCGUAUAGCUAUAUAAAUUGUAUAAUUUAUGUAAGUUGUGUAAAAUAAAUGAUGAAAUGAUUAUUCAUAAAA